CUUCUUCUUCUUCUUCUAUGUGAUUUGUUUGUGUGUGUGUGUGUGUAUUGUUUUCUUUCUGUCAUGGGCUUUUUCUCCCAUCUAUCUCUUGCAUGUGGUUCUUCUGUUUCCAUCUUAGAGUCUCUGAAACUUCCUGCUGGGUUGCUCUUCAUGGAUUUUCCUUGGGAUCUUGUUUUGGUCCCUGCAUCAGUUUGCAUCAGCCACGUCCUUGUUGGAUCUUUCAUCUGAUCAAUCGUUCUGCCCCGUCUCACCCCUCUCUCCUUGCCAUCCUUGAACCCUUUUGCUUGGAUCUUCUUGGGGGCGUGUGUGGGUGGGGUUCCUGGUACCUCUUUAAGAAGAGAAAACUCUAGGAAGAGGGUUUUCUUCAGAUUUCCCUGUCCUUUUUGGCCCAGGAGGGUUGAUAUGAGCUUCUUCAUCGUGCUUCCUUUAUACUGUGUGUAAUUUCGGCUACUUUAUUCCCUUGUGUUCCAUCCUAGGAAUCCAUCAUGUUAAUUCUCAUCUCCAUGACCUUUCCGUCCUUUCUUCUCUUCUAUCUAGUUCGAUUAGUGGGUGGCUAUGCUUUUGAUUCUCCUCGUUGGUUUGGUUCUCAAACCUUGAUUAGUGGCUCGUGUUAUCAUUUCAUGUGCAGGGCUUCUGCCAAGGUCUUCUUCUUCCUCCUCGAACUCUUCCUACUAAUCUUUCAGUAAACUGGUUUUGGCUUCCUGAAAUGUUUUUACGGGUGUGGCUGCUCCUUCGGUCACAUAAAAUGACAGCUCUCGAAGUUUUCCAACCACAUAAAUUUUCAAACUUCGAGUGUCUUUUGUUUCCAAGGAGACUGAUCUCAUCUUCUUGGCUUAGACCCACACGAAUCCAGUAUCAAGUAUACAUGAAAUAAUGUUUUAGAAGCCUCCACCUUGCAAAAAGUGUGCUAUUUCUUCUCUGGUAGCUGCCUUCACUUUUGCCUAAGUUUAGUUUUUCUUUCUUGCUUUGUGCAAUCUUGCAGGCAUCAAGUCAGGUGAAGAGAGGGAGAAGGGUGGUGGUGUUUGUCCUUUGCUGGAUCUUACUGCUCUCCUUCUUUUGAGGGGUUUUUAGGGAGCUCAAGUCCUUUGUUAUGCUGGAGGCUAAGGAUAAGAGAAGGCACAGUAGCAGUAGUGCUCUUGGGCUGCUACUCCUGUUGGAAGAUUUAGGAGGAAAACUGGACAACGCUUCCUCAGAUGUUAUCCACUAAAAGCACACCACACCCUUCAUGUUCCUCCAAGCUUCCAGCACCGGGAACAGGUGAGUGUGCUUCUGAAAAGCUUCCCUUUCAAGAGAGAAAUCCCAUCCUCGAAGAGACACCAACUCCUAAUUUCUCUAUAAGAGAUUAUGCUUUUGCAACAAGGAGCAAAGGCCUUGAGUCAAGUUGGCCAUUUACGCCACAUUUCUUGCAGCUUUUCCUGAAGCACGGUGUCAAAGAUCUUUUGCCACCUUUCGAAACUCCAAGUUUGGUGAGAGUCCAGUGUAGCAGAAAGGGAUCGGAAUCUGUACAACCUGUUAUAUGCUCAGAAAUUGAACAGAUACUAACGCAUGCUGAUCCUCCAGUGGAGGCUGCUAUUGUCAGACAGCAAUCGUGUUCAUCAUUAGAGAAACCAUCUCCUGAUAGGAAGGCGUUAAGUUGUCAGAGAAUCUGUAAAGAUGAACUGGCUCAUUGUGAUGCCGAAACUGGCUGGAUAAGAAACCAUGAGCAAGUCGAAAGAACUUCCAGUGAAACUGGUGGACCUUCCUCCUCAUUAUCUAAAGCACCUUCAGAAAUAGAUGUUUUUGAACAUACUAAAAGCCUUCAAAGCUCACAUGAAUCGUUAGAAAAGAAAUGCAGGUUGAUAGUCAAAUUAGGUGUCAUAUCUAGGAGCUGUCAGGCAGAGGACAUAAUAUCUAACUCUAGCACAGUUUCAGAUCAUAUGGCUUCAAAGGUUUGUCCAGUUUGUAAAACAUUUUCUUCCACUUCAAACACAACUUUGAAUGCUCAUAUAGAUCAGUGCCUCUCAAUGGUGUCCAACAACAACUGGGUUUCAAACAAACUCUUAAAACCAAAAGUGAAACCGAGAAAGAAGAGACUGAUGGUGGAUAUUUAUGCUACUGCUCCUCACUGCACUCUUGAAGAUCUUGAUAGGAGGAAUGGCACAAACUGGGCCAUCGAAUUGGCAUUUACCACAGCAGCAACUGUUGGAGUUGAUGUGGAAGCAAAGAAACCAAAGUUACCAACAGAUUCUAGAGACAGCGUAAAUGAAGGAGCAGUAUAUGUUGAUUCAAAUGGCAUAAAACUCAGAAUUUUAUCCAAGCUCAAUGAUACACCAGAGUUGAAGAAAGAACGGAAGUUUUUGAAGCAUGCAGAAGUAAUUGAGACAACCAAAAAAAAUUUCAUCCGAAAGAAGAAGCACUUGACGACAAAGUACUCGAAGAAGAUGAAAGUGAAGGCACAGAGAAAGAAACUGAGCUCAUAUUUGCUGUUGAAAGCACAGAUGAAAACUGCACAUGAAGGAGAUUGUCCUAUGGAUACUUGUUAUGAGAAUGAAGAAUCAAUAAACCCAGAAAUCUUCCCCAAGGGCAGUGGAUCUGCUUCUUCAAGGCAGUGGAUGUGUUCUAGACAAUCCGAUAUCCUGAAAAAGCCUCUCAGAAAGAAUGUUCAUUGUGUGUCAGAUAAUAAUGUCACCAGAAGCAGGCUUGCCAAGAGUAGCCAUCUGGAUCCUGGUAAGUCUUCUGUUGCUAUAAGUGAUCAAUUGAAGUUUUCUAGGUUAUCUGAAGACUUUGUCAGCUCUCCAAAGAUGAUCCCCUCCAUGGUCAAUGGCUUUGAAAACUCUGAAAAGCUUCCUAUCUCCAGUUGCAAAUGGUCAUCAAAAAGUACUGUGAAACAUGGUCUCCUAUUGAGAAUAUUAAAAUCAUCUGGGAGUUCUGUGACUCCUAGGAUCAAAACAAAGGAGAUUGACCUGGAUAUCCAGCAGGAAUCUGAUAAGCUUUCUCAGAGGACAAAACUUUCUUCCAAGAUCUCUCAUUCCUCAAUAGAGGACCAAAUCAAUUUAACUUGGCAACAGGAUGACUCAGUUAAAAGACCAUCCAUCAACUUGGAAGCAGGGAAAGGUGAUCUAAGUGAGAAAUCCUUUUCCUUUAAAACUUUCCGUAAGCAUAGAUCCAUUUCCAAGAGUGGAGUAGAAUUUCGGACAGCUAUCCGCAGAGGACUGCAUGGACCUGGUGUUGAUAUUUCAAGAACAAGUAAUUCACUAGGAUCCCAUAAAUUUGGUUGCUCGAAGAAGAAUGUUGCAAUAUUUGCAGCAGGAGAGAUGAUGAAUCAUGCAUCUCCAAACAUGAACGAUGUCCUAAGACCUGAGAAAAGAGAUGACAGAAACAUAAUGGAAAAGCAGAAACACAGUGCUUUGAAGAGGUUGCGCCUUGAAACUGAAAACCACGAUCCUGAUUCUGAAAACUUGAACAUGCAACUAGAGGUCUUUGGCUCUGGAAAUUGUGCCAGUAAAUCUUCAAUGGAAAUGGCUACUGCCAAUCCUUCCCAUAAUGGUAUUGUGAGUUCAGAAAACCUGCAAGCAACAUUUGGUGCCAGAUCAGAGCUUUCGCCAUCGGCUGAACAAGUUCAACCUAUAUCUAAAAGCAAGGCCCACAAAGAACAAUUAGUGGAAGGAUCCGAGAAGCAAGAGGUGAACUGUGGUAGCUUGCCCAGCGAAGAUAUUGAUGGCCUUAAUAGCCAAAUAACAGAUGAAAUGGCAGUCAGAGGGGAAAAAGGCUCUUGUGUUAUCGAGCUCACAGAGUGUACGGCUGAUACCAUGUCCAUCCAAGAGUCUAGUGGCUGCUUGACUAGUCAUGAGGAUGUGGGGCCUCAAAUGCCCCAAAAGGGGACAUCAAUAACCUCAGUUAUAACAACUACAAAUGAUGCUACAAAUUUGGCUAGUGAAGACGAACCAUGUGGAUCACCUGUGUCAACUGCCUCAACUCUCUCCCUCCCCUCUUCAGAGGACUCCAAAUACACAGAUUCAGAGGCUGAACCAUUAGCAAUUGCUAUUAAUUCUCAAGACAAGUCGGAUUUGAUAGUACCAAUUACUGAAGACACAGUAGCAGCUGCAGAAAGAAAUGCUGAGGGCAGAGAUCACGAAGUGAAGGAAAAUCUGCCAGCAAAAGAGCCUAACCACUCACUGGAGAAUAAGUUAUUCUGUUGCUCAUGUAGGGAGAGCCUCUCAAGAGAGUCUCAAUUAUUAAGAUCAAAUGCUGCCCACAGGACAACCAAGGGAAAGCAGCUGUCCAACUUGUUUGCCAGGCCAAUAGUCUCUUCUUCUUUUAGUUCGUACAAGAAUCAGAGAACUAAUACUAUGGCCAGCUCCAGCUUGCAACCAGAUAGGCAACCUACUUUCGUUAAGCGUUCAUCAGAUUCUUCAGCCAUGGUUCCAACUUCCAGUGUUGCUACCCCAUCAUCUCAGCCACAUAACCAGUCAAUUUCCAGUCCGAUCCUUAGGUUGAUGGGUAAGAAUUUGAUGGUGGUGAAAGAUGAAGAGCUUGUGCAACCCCAAAGUAGAGUUUUGGAUUACCCAUCACAUGUAAAUUUCCUGUCUCCUCCUGGAUUUGGCUCAACCAACAGCCUUCUGAAGCAGGAGAAUUUUCGACACCAUCACCACAUCUUCGGCGGUUCUCCUGUCCUUGACUCGGCUGUCUCAAUGGAUGAGCACAAAUUUCCCAUAUGCCUGCCUAGCACACCGAUGGCUGGUUAUUCAGUCACUCCCCAGCAUGCUUUUUUUGUGCCAAGGCCUGAUCAGCAGAUUCAGCAAAAGAAUGCAUAUAAGAGGGCCAAAUCCUCUCCAUCUCCUUAUAUGAUGAAUGAACUGAUUGUGAUCAGCGACUUUCCCGAGACUGAUAAGGAACCAACUUUAAGCAGUCCGACAAGCACUUUGCCUUUUGCUGCCUCAGGUUUGAAUCCUUCGUCUCAGAGACCAUUUACCUGCUUUUCUUCACAGAACCACAUAAGGGACAUUCCUGGUGGCCUGAGACCAUUGUUACCAAACCCAUUCACUGGGGUCAAUACUAGUUUGAUGAGAAGAGGAAGCACUUCAGAAGGACGUGGUCCUCUACUGCCUAGCCGCUUUGUGUUCCACUCUCCUGCGGCUGCUCGCACGCACCCAUCAUUGUAUUACUCGCAGACCCUUCGCUGAUCCUCCCUGUACAAAGUGCUCGUAGAACAAAUCUCUUCUCAGGUUUCUCUUGCAGCGAUGUAGCCACCAAAACUUGUUGUUUUACAGUUGGGUUACCUUGGUUAGACUUUUCAAUGUACAGGCCUUUUAAACAGUCAUGAAGCAUCCACCUGAAGAAAAAGACCGAAAUUAACUAGAAUCUUAGUACUCUUGAAAUUUUGAAGUGUUGUGUAUCAAAAUAUGGAUGUUUCGAAGGCCUUGUUGGCUGCAACAGAGAUCUUUUCUCUCUUCCAAGUGCAUGUAGAACUCUGAAUAAUCCAUGCAUUUGAAUCUUCCCAUCAACUAUGGCAAUAAAUCUUUUUUAGAAUUGUCUUUGGUCA
Musa acuminata subsp. malaccensis (wild Malaysian banana) is the source of this 5521-nucleotide messenger RNA. The record is from RefSeq and is a predicted model, not a curated record. NCBI's taxonomy places the organism in Eukaryota, Viridiplantae, Streptophyta, Magnoliopsida, Zingiberales, Musaceae.